Molecule: messenger RNA, 2952 nt
Organism: Onychostoma macrolepis
Lineage: Eukaryota; Metazoa; Chordata; Actinopteri; Cypriniformes; Cyprinidae
Gene: ubtfl
Product: upstream binding transcription factor, like
Exons: 20
Coding region: 210-2372 (720 amino acids)
Source: RefSeq, a predicted model, not a curated record
CGGAGUUUCAUACCGAACCAGACGCUCCUUUUGUCGGAUUCGUUUCGACCUGACUCCCCGGGGUUUACGGCUAAAAAACAGAUACUUAAAUACAAUAAAAGCAUUUAACACGAACACGUCGCUAGUUAAUAAGCACAUCCGUGACGGAUUAUUGAAAAAGCCACUUGGCCAGUGAAGUGUCAAGGUGGAUCUUAGUGAAUUCUGUCAUCAUGAAUGGCAGCACCAGUGUGUCUGGCACCCAGACAGGACGACUCAAAAGUGAGUCAGUUGCAGAUACAUGGAGCAAAGAGGACUGUCUGACACUGUUGGAGAGGAUACGCAGUCUGCUACCUGAUGGAGACACGAUGAAGUAUAAAACCACAGAGUCUCAUUUUGACUGGGAGAAGGUGGGGUUUGGGGGUUUCACUGGAGACAUGUGUAAGCAGAAAUGGCAGAAAGUUUCCACCGAGGUGCGUAAAUACAGAACGAUGACAGAGCUCAUUGUUGAUGCCAUUGAAUUUGUGAAGAACCCUUACAAGGGGAAAAAGCUGAAGACACAUCCAGACUUCCCAAAGAAACCCCUCACUCCCUAUUUUCGCUUCUUUAUGGAGAAGCGAGCCAAAUAUGCAAAAAUCCAUCCCGAGAUGAGCAACUUGGAUCUCACCAAGAUUUUGUCUAAAAAAUACAAAGAGCUUCCUGAAAAGAAAAAGCUGAAGUACAUUCAAGAGUUCCAGAGAGAGAAAGAGGCUUUUGAGAAGAACAUGGCAAGAUUCAAAGAGGACCACCCAGAUUUAAUAGAAGAGAGAAAGAAGUCAGACCUCCCAGAGAAGCCCAAGACCCCUCAGCAGCUAUGGUACAACCAUGAGAAGAAGGCCUACAUGAAAAUUCACCCGGAGGUAAGCCAGAAGGAGCUGAAGGAAGCAUUACGUAAACAGUGGUCCCAAUUAUCAGACAAAAAGAGGCUGAAAUGGAUCAGCAAAGCUCUAGAGUUGCAGAAACACUAUGCGGACAGCAUGAGAGUGUAUCUUGAAGCUCAUCCGGAUUCAAACUCUGAGGAACAUGUCAAAUCUGUCCUGACCAAGGCUGAACGGCAGCUCAAGGACAAGUUUGAUGGCCGGCCAACCAAACCACCACCAAAUGGCUAUUCUCUGUACUGUGCUGAACUAAUGGUAAACAUGAAGGACGUGCCAAGUACAGAGCGAAUGGUGCUGUGCAGUAAGCAGUGGAAGAUGAUGACCCAGAAAGAGAAGGAUAUGUUCCAGAAACGAUGCGAACAGAAAAAGAAACAGUUUGAGAUUGACAUUCAGAGGUUUAUUGAGAGUCUCCCAGAAGAGGAGCGGGAGCGUGUGUUGAUAGAGGAGAAGCUGGGAGGCACCAAGCUGAACAUAGCGGGUGCAGGCAGCCCCCUAAGGGCCAAAUCACCAUCUGUGAAGGAACGUUGUCGUGACCCUGAGCUGGAUCAAUGGGCACAUGGGCUUUCGAAAGAGAAGCGAGACGGUAAGAAGAAAACACGGCUUCCUGAAACGCCGAAGACUCCAGAGGAGAUGUGGCAGCAGAGUGUGAUAGGAGACUAUCUGGCUAAAUACAGAAGCGACCGUAAGAAAGCUCAGAAUGCAAUGGAUGCUGCUUGGAAGGCCAUGGAAAAGAAGGAGAAGAUUUCUUGGAUCAAGAAGGCCGCAGAGGACCAGAAGCGAUACGAGGUUCAGUACCGGACCGUGAGAGAGCUGUUAGAGAUGAGGACAGCUCUGUCAGGACAGGGACAAAGAAAACCAAAAUUCGAUGGCGAGCCUAAGAAGCCUCCAGUGAGCGGGUAUCAAAUGUUCUCUCAGGAACUGCUAACUAACGGUGAGCUGAAUCACUUCAGCCUGAAGGAGCGCAUGGUGGAGAUCGGCAAGCGAUGGCACAAGCUUAGUCAGAGCCAGAAGGACAAAUAUAAAAAACAGGUUGAGGAGCAGCAACUAGAGUACAAAGCUGAGCUUGACGCUUGGGUAAAGUCGCUAACCCCUCAGGAGCGUGCGGUAUAUAAAGAGUUCUCAUCUACGAAACGGCGAAGCACUACAAAAGCACGAGGUCCCGGGGCAAAAGUCCGAGUCACCAAGGGGAAGGCGGUAGGUGCCAGAGCCGCGACGGUGGGUCCCGGGGGGGGCAAGCGUUCCAUGGCGUACCGGGCCAAGCAGGACACAUCGGACUCGGAUGAAGAUGAUGAGAAAACAGAUACGUCAGACUCGGAGGAUGAAGAUGAUGAGUCAUCUGGCAGCACAGAUAGUGAUGAUGAUGACGAAGAUGACGAGAAUGAAGAUGACGAUGAUGACGACGACGAUGAUGAUGAUGACCAAUCGGACGGUUCCAGCAGCUCAUCAUCAGAAGAUAGUAUUGACUCUGAUUCAGACUAACCUGUCCCACCCCCUCUUAGAGGGGGCUGUGCCGGACACACCCCCUAGCAACACCCCUCCCGGAAAACGGGGAGGAGGUCCAGUAGCUGUGAGCUCACAGCAUGCAGUAAUCUGGCUCCCUAUCUUUAGAGGGCAAAAAACAGGAUGGGGGCCAACAGCUCUCCCCAUUACCGUGUCCAUGUGUCAUGCGACUUGAAGUCAAUCGGACAACUGUUUUUUUUUUCUUUUAAAGGAGCUGUGUUACAUGUGUGGUAAUCGCAUCAAUUUUAUUGCCUUUAUAUAGGUGUGUUAUUAAAAUCUGUGUUGUUUUGUUUUGUUCUUUUUAUUUUAACUUGAAAAUAAUUUGUUCAUUUAAGCCGGUUGAGCUUUUAUAAGUUACGAAAGUAUCAGGGUUGCUCGGAGGUGGAUGUUAGGGAUGAAAGUCUUUGGAAAGAAGGAGAUGAAUUCUCCUGUUCUCCUGUUUAUAUUUGUUUGCCUCACUUAGUUGCUGGGGCUCUGAGGGCUAUAUGAGCUGCUCAAGUCUUGUUUGGAUCAUUCUGUUGCAGAUCCUCAAUAAUAAAUGCACUUUUUUCCUCUUGUA